Lactuca virosa is the source of this 336-nucleotide messenger RNA. The record is from the annotation of a GenBank genome assembly. NCBI's taxonomy places the organism in Eukaryota, Viridiplantae, Streptophyta, Magnoliopsida, Asterales, Asteraceae.
AUGGCUCCUCAAUUCGCCUCCCCCCUAAUGGGCUCAAGGAUUGGAGAUCCUUUUUCCCAGGUUGUUGCGGGUUCAGGCGAUCCAAUUCCCAAGUCUCGCAUUGCUCAAAUUGCUCUCAACCGAAAAACACAUAUGAAGGAAUGGUUGCGAAAGAGCGUCCUUAUCGGUGAGGCCCACAACUUAGACCACAUCGGAAACGUACCAACAUCUUUGCUCAUGAGAAAAGGUACGAAAUAUCUUGGUGGUCUCAACAUUUCCCUGCACUUCAGUCAUUCAUGGAUGCACAUGAAUUCCUGGAAGAUAAAGAAAGACGAAGAGAUUGGUUUAAAUGGUUGA